Trichomonas vaginalis G3 is the source of this 570-nucleotide messenger RNA. Its product is annotated as double-strand break repair via break-induced replication. Lineage: Eukaryota; Parabasalia; Trichomonadida; Trichomonadidae. Gene Ontology annotation, cellular component: GINS complex; nucleus. The coding region runs from base 1 to 570 and encodes 189 amino acids. The transcript has a single exon. Gene Ontology annotation, biological process: double-strand break repair via break-induced replication; DNA replication. The record is from RefSeq and is a predicted model, not a curated record.
AUGGAUUUGAAUUGGACACCAGAAGAACUUAGUUUUAUUGCAGAACAAGAAACAACCAUUAAGAUCACUCCUAACUUCAACCUCGAUAAAAUGGACUUUAUUUCCGGAUCAUUUGGAUCUUUUCGUGCAGGCCAUCAAAUAAAAGUUCCGUUAUGGCUUGGAUUACACCUUAAUAAAAAAGAUGCUUGUACACUUCAUCCUCCUUCAUGGUUAACGAUCUCAAUUCUUAAACAAUUAAUUGCACGUGAAAAAGAAAACAAAGAAGCGUUAGGUAAAGUACCAUCUCAUUAUAUUGAAGUAGCCUUUGCAUUUUUUAAUAGUGAACGCUCAAAUAUUGUAGAACCAGAUUUAGUAAGAUCAUUAAUUGAAGAUUUAUGGACCUUGAGAAUUGAAAAAAUCCGAUCUAUAUUCACUAAAAAGGCCGAAAAUCUUACAGAACUUUAUUUUACCUGCGAAAAUAUUACUAAAAUGGAAGUUCAUAUGUUUAGAGAGCCAAUUUCAGCAAUCAUUAGUAUAUUAGCUUCACUAUAUGAUAAAGCAACUGAAAAUCAAGAGAAUACCCAAGAAUAA